AUGUUACUGGAAGCGUUUAGUGCUGUGCUCUACGGUAUAGUGUUUUUGAGCCUCAUCCUGAUCGACUACGUUUUAGGUCAUGGGUUCGUUGAUAUGUUUCAAAAGCUCUUCUGUAAGAUUGCUUGCUUUGUGAAGAAGACUGUGAGAGAAGAGGCUAAGCAAGCGGUCUUGUUGCCAGAGAAUCCGAUCAGUUUGCCGGUUCUGUUUAUGGAGAUUUUGGUGCUGAGUUUGACUAUCGCUUUCCUAAACAAAUACAAGCAGUUCCGCAGCAAGGAUCGCAUUGAUGAUCUUCUUCACGAAAGCAAAGAGGCUUUGAGGCAGACCAACGAGUUUCUGGAGAAAUGGAGAUUAAGACGGGUGCCCACUGAGUAUUCAUACUUGGACGAGGAGCCUCAGGAGAUCAAACCGCUCAAACUGGAAGUGCCGAUCCUACACAUGGCUAUCAUAGACACCCUGGGCACGACACGUAGUCAGCCAGAAAGAGGGGAUGCUGGUGACACAGUGAACAUCACAGACUCAACGCUACUCUCAGUCACAUCCCUCUUGGAUGAUGACCUGGAAUCGAUUCCCGAUACACCAGUUACUGAAGAAAAAGUAGAGGAGACCAAAAAUAUCGAGUUCAGAAAUCGAACCCUGUGGGACGUUAUGGAAGAAGAUGCAAAUAAUCUUGAGGAUUGAAUGUUUGAAUGCUUGCAAAUAUGUAUGUAAUAGUUUGGUUUUCUAAAAUGCCGGUUGUUUAAUAAAGUGUGUUGUUCAGUAUAAACUU
Helicoverpa zea (corn earworm) is the source of this 766-nucleotide messenger RNA. RefSeq lists its product as uncharacterized. The record is from RefSeq and is a predicted model, not a curated record. NCBI's taxonomy places the organism in Eukaryota, Metazoa, Arthropoda, Insecta, Lepidoptera, Noctuidae. The coding region runs from base 1 to 678 and encodes 225 amino acids. The transcript is spliced from 4 exons.